CAAGGAGAUUAGCAUGUAGUCCUAAAUUCGCACGCUGUGGCGAAGGUUUGACCCCAGCCUCUGCUAAUGUAGCUGAUAUGUCAUCCGAAAUGUUACUCGAGCGUUAUACAGACAACCGUCAUCGAGAGAAGCGGUGAAGAGCAACAGCUCCAUGCGCUGAGAACGGACAGCGGAAUAUUCAACAGAGUGCAUUUGGAAUUCCGAGGGCAACUAGACUGACCCCCCUCUCACUCUCCCUCCCUCCUUCACUCCAGUCUCUCCCUCGUGCAGAGUUUUCCGUCCUGUGUCAGGAUAACAUCGCUAUAACAGAGCAUUUCUGGCGGUAAGAAACGGCACAAAUGGAAGCAGUUGAGAAAACUCUCACUUACCGAGACAACACCGGACCUUAUAGAAAGCUGCUCCCUGGAAAUAAAGACAAGGACAAGUGCAACCCUAAAACAAAAAGUGACGAAUACAAUUAUGUUGAUUUGAAUGACUCAAUUGAUAUGAAAUCAGAGGUCACAAAAACGGUUAAAGUGGCUUUUACCGGUGACGGUAACCAACUGGCGGUAUUCAAAUGCAACAGUGAUACGUCCGGAGAGAGGAGCCCCAGGAUUCGCGAGAUUGAUGACAAUGUGGAUAAAAUCUAUGAGGUAAAAUCCAAGGACAAGUCAGCAGAUAGGCCUGUAUCGGAAGAUCCCCCCAUGGACACGUCUUUGACAGAAUUUAACAGCAAUGUGGACUUGGAGAAUGACAAUAUGACAGAACUCCAGAGCGAAAUUGUGCCUCGUGAUAAUAAUGUCCCCAGCGAGUGUGAGGAGUUACAAUACACGGACAUGUAUUUGAACAGUAAAUCCGAAUCGGACGAUUGUGAGAGCGUAGUAUUGUCGGACCAUUGUGCGCCUGAUACCGUGAUAGACGAAUCGCACUACAUUACAACGCACGAAAUCCAACUGACAGAGCUUGACCAUGAUGUCGAUUAUGAUUUUGGACGGGGAAGCUGUUGGGAUAUUGAGGACGAUAAUCUGGUUUAUUCAUUUGUGGAUUAUGCCUCUUUUGAAAGCGAUGAAACAACAGAGGGGACUUUGAUAGGCCUCGUGGAUGGUAGGAGCCUGGCGAAAGUGAAAAGCAGUAAGGCGCAAUAUAAUAAUGUGCACCAAAGUGUUGCUGGUUGUGCAGUUGUCAGCACUGGGAGUGAGUUUUGUGACUCUGACAAAUGCCCCAGCUCAGAUGAAAGCAUUUGUAAAAACCAAAAUGGUAGUGGGAAUUCAGCGGGGCAAAUUCACCUGUCAAUCAAGACCUCAUCCACAGCGAUAAACGACUAUAACAAUACAAUUGAAAAUGAAAACAUUUGUUAUCAUACCAAGCAUGUGGGAGACAGGAGUCACUUCUUUUUUACAAGCACUGACGCCAGAGCGGAAGCCUUGUGCGAUAGAUCCCAAUAUUUUAUCCCAGCCCCGGGACGCCAACACUUUGCAACUAAAUUAAGAGGGAAAGAUGUUAACGAAUAUUCCAGCGGUGCGUCCAGUUCAAUAAGUGAACUGGACGACGCUGAUAAAGAAGUGCGUAAUUUAACCGCGAAAUCAUUUAGGAGUUUAGCAUGUCCCUAUUUCGAUGCUAUACAUUUGAGCACUUCAAGUGAGUCUUCAAUGUCAGAAUAUGGGCUUGGUUUAAACAAGUGGUCAGCUUUCGUUGACCUUAAAUAUGGUAACAUGUCACAGGGCAGAGAGCAAAAUCUAAUCGCCCAAAAGAGUGCAACUGCAACAUUUGAAAUGAGCAAGAACGCAGAGUAUAAGAGUAUAAAUGGUAUUGCCAUAAGCAGUAAGAAAGGUCCCCAAACCAAUAUGUUUUCUUUGAAUACAAAAAUAUCUAGUCCACAACAUGCAUCUUCCUCUACCCAAAACGUAGAGUUUACAGGCCCAUUUGAACCAGGCAGUGAGGUUAUCACUUUGACCAAGACAUUGGAUUUUCGCUGUAAUGUUGAAGCGGGGUCACCUGAACGCGGGAAACCUCCCAAAUAUUCAGAAAAUGCCUCAGGAGCACGUUCCAUGGAUGAAGUUCCCGGCACCUUGCCAGCAGAGCCAGAAUAUGAAGUGAACUACCAACACAGUGACGCGGGUGAUAGCAUGGAAGGCACACAUAAGAAGGCAAGUUUCGCAUCAAGUCUCUUAAAAAAUGUAAUAUCCAAAAAAAUGCAAGUUGAACAGGAGCGCAAGAUGGAGAGGGGGGAGAUACGGGACACGCAUCCCACGCACUCCCCAUGCUUUCAAUGCAAGGAUCAAGAUGGGGUAAGAGAGAGGGAUACAGAGAAAGGCGUGCAUACUAGUCAAACCUCAGAAUCGGGUUCGGGAUACACAAGCAAUUCUUCUGAUGAACAAGGGGCUGUGGACCUUAGACCUAAUUCCUGUGACCCCAAAGAAGAGCUUACUGAGGCAUUAGAAAGCUUUCAGACUAUAAAUGAGGCACGAUUAGAUUUUCAAAAGGAUGCAUGCGAGCCCACAAGAGGAUCCCUGAGCCAUAGCCAAAACAGCGCAUUCAAAUCAUGGAGGGAUGGUGAGCCAGAGCCCCAAGAGAAACAUGAAAUUCGUACCAUUUUAGAUGGGACACCCUCGACAACAGAUUAUACGGGGGAAAGGGAGUUAGACUCCAGAGUUGUAAGUAGCAAGCUAACUAAAUUGUCACACUUGUUUGUUCCAAGUUCCCAGCUUCUCCCCAAAGAAAAUAAAUUUAAAGAAAAGGUGUCAGACAGUACUUUAGUCGGUGCGCAAAAAGAGCAACGGGGGUACGGGGAGAGAAAGUUUAGACCUGACAACAAUGCAGGAAUCGUGAAAGGGUCAAAGGCACCCGAGAUAAAAAUACGUCUGAGGAGCGUAAAAGAAAACAAAUGCAAUCCACUAAAUAUUGACAAAUUGUUAACCCCUAAUAUAAGUUAUCCAAUAAAGUCAGCAGCUGACUCCAAAUGUCAGGUGCUGCCAGCGUCAGAUAGAGUGCCACACUUUACGGUUAGGGAUAUAAGGGACAAUAAGUGCAAGUUUCAGACGCCAAUUCAUCAGGUUAGAGACGUGCGUAAAUUGGUCAAGAGUUCAUAUCGUUUAGUCUCAGUGGAUAACAGCGAGAGUAAAGGCGCAGUCGCCUCUGCUGCUGCCUCAUUACGCGAAGACAAUAAAGGUUCUACGAAAGAAUCCGAUAAGAAAUCGCCUCCCUCUUCAAUUGUAAUAAAAUGUCAGUCUGUAAAUACAAAUAGCAGUACUAAACAGCGUGUGCUUGUAACCGAGGCUCCAAAGCGGAGACAAAUUGAGAACGAUAGGUCAUCCCCCAAACCAUCUCCAGAAUGUGCCAAAAAUGAACCCAUGUCGCUGCACAGGGCGACGGGCAGACCUCCAAUUGGCUUCGCAAAACAGCCAAACACAGAUCAGUCCGAGGCUAAACAAAAGCAGGAAAAAAUAGUCGAGGCAGGUGAACGCAAACCGGAGUCGAAAAUACCAAAACAGGUGGCAUUAGAGAAACUAAAGGCUGCCGUUAAAACAAUGGAACAGCUUUAUGUUUUUGACAGAAAUGAAUGGAAGCGCAAGAGCCAGGCUCCCUGGCCUAUUACAGACAGUCAUGUUCUGUCACUUAUUGCUAGAGAGGAGCAUGGUGGCCCCGAGGAGCCAGGUGCAGCAGGUGGCAGGGAGAGGCUUAGUACAGCGAUAAACACAGACAGGUUGCCAGAAACAUGCAACAUUAAAGAAGAGAAAGGUUGUCUAAGAAUAAUCCAUGUCCCAUUAACAGAGGACACCUUUAAAACCCAGUCACAUCAAAGUAAGACGUUUAGUAACAAAAGCGUGUUUAAUUUGGCGAACAGCAUUAAGACAGCUGUCAGUAGCAGCAGCUCUAAUAGUUGGAAUGGGCCACAAACCUGUUCUCCAUCACAUGCAACCUCUAUGGUGAAAAGCAUUAGCUCUAAGACCCCGAAAGCUCCACUGUCAUUGAAAAUAUCCCCCCCAAAACGAGCCCUUGUAGACAGGGGAAGGUUCAAAAGCAGCCCCACCACAGAGACUCCACCACAGUCCAUAAAAUCUGGCAAUCCAGACUCUGAAAACUACUUAACAAUACCUGUAGAAGGCAGGAGUGUUGGUCAAAUGAAACUGCCCAUUCAAGAGCAGGUAUUCCCAAGCAGCCCUGCCGCCAGUCAACCUGGCAUCACCGACACCAAGAGACACAAGCAUAAUUCUAUCCAGUCCCUCAAACAGUCCCCUGUUGUCAUAGAGACGCGGGCCCCGGAUACCGCCACUACCGCCACCAUCUACCACCACUCUCGACCAGUGGUCAAGCAAGGAACGCCCCAGCCGCAGGUGUUCUGCUUCUCCCCCUCCAUUGCCCCCUUGCCCACCACCCCUUCGGGGGGAGACCCCUUCCAGCGUAUACAGAGGAAGAUGCUCUUUGAUCCCACCACCGGACAAUACUACCUGGUAGACACGCCGAUUGAGCCAGUCACCCAGUGUCUCUUCCACCCUGAGAUUGGCCAGUAUGUGGACAUGCCCAUGCCUAUGCCUCCGCCACUGCCAGUGACCCCCAUGUCCGUAUCCCCCCUGGCACUGAACCCGGGAGGGAUGUACGCACCCACCUACAUGAUCUACCCGGGGUUCCUCUCACCCACACUUGCUGCCCAGACGGUGAUGGCACCACAGGUUGCAACCCACAUGGUGUCCCAAUUAGAGGAAGAGAGUGGGGAGACGGCUCAAGGGAAAUACACCCUGGUGAAGGAGGGUAACAUGAUGGGGGCAGAGAGCCCCUACUACAGUGCUACGGGAGAGUCAGUGCCGGCAUCAGUGCCCGUCACCCAGGGGAGUGCGGUGACGUCAGAAGGGAAACCAGCGGUCAUCAGCAUCACGUCGCAGCAACGCCCGAGAAUCAUCGCACCGCCCUCCUUUGAUGGGACGACCAUGAGCUUCGUGGUGGAGCACCGGUAACCACUAAGGGAAUAUACACAGAGUGCUUCUUGGGGAGCCUGUCCAGUCAUAAGUAGAUAUUUCAUGGUAAUCUUCUCACACCCUUCUUCGUACCCAGUCCACCAAAUUCCACCUGAACCCACCAUGUUUCCAAGCCCAACCACCUGCCACCAUCACCGCCCCAUCCAACUCUAUCCUGCCGGUGGUCGUUGCAGCAUGUCUGUAUCUGUAAAGCUAUGCCUACUACUUGUUUGUAAGGUAGCUAAUUGCUUUGUAAGACUGCUUUCGGAUCUGUAUUUAGAUUACAGACCAUCCCUUUUUGUUCAAAAGCAUUUGGAUUCAGGCACUGCAAUAUUGUGAUUCAAAAGGAAAUAAUGACUGUUUUCCUAUUAAGAUUCAACAUUUUAGACACUUUAUUGGGUCCACAAACCAUGAAUUCAGCAUGUUUCCCUUCCUGUGAAGCAGGAAUUCAGAACAAGAUGUGUUUUGUUUCUCGCAGUUAUUGUUGAAAAAAUAUAUUGUAGCAAACAGUAUCAUUCAUCAUACAGUAGCAUACAAUGUACAAGCUGCUAUGAUUCAUGGGAGAAUAAGUCAAGAUUUCGAUUUAAAUGGAAGGCCCAUAAAAGUCACACGCGCGUGUGUGUGUGUGCGUGCGCGGGUGUGAUUGCCCCAACAAAAAUAUUUAAUCAGUAGACAUAAUCAGUAGACAAUAGACAUCAGUAGACCCUAUUACACCAUACAUUGGGAAACAUUUGCAUUUGCAGGUGGGUCAAUUCCAAUUUAAUACAUCAUAUAAAUUCAAAAUCCAACCCAAUUUUUUCUCUUUCUCUCUGAACUAGCUGCACCCAUUGUUUCCUAAUUUUGCAGGUAAUGGCCACACAGUUAUUGCAUUGUGUGAUUUGAUGUGCUUUUAUUUGACAUUCGUAUGGCACUCUCUUUGUAUGCAAAUAAUAUGAGGAUAGACUUAAGAGAAAAGCUGGAGCCCUGGGACCUGCCACAUAUUUAGUGGUUGUUCAGGGUCAGAGGUUGGCUAUAUAGUGUAUUUGGGGCAAACAUUUCCCAAGUAGCUUUAGGCUUAGGGGAGCCAGCUAUAGUUGAGACAUUUUAGGGGAUAACUUCCUCUAUAGGUUUUGGCUAACUUUUACACUCAUGUGUAAGAGGACAAUGAUAUGGUGCCUGUGUGCACUGUAGGUGUGUAGUAAUUGUGAGGUAUUAUGCAUUAUGUGAACAGACAACAGGCUGGCGUGCUACUUCAGCGAUAGAAAGAGGGCAUAGAAGUAGAAUACAGAGAGCUCAGAUAAAUUAGAAAUGCAUCAGUCAAUUCAUACAUGAGUAUUUUUUAUUUCAGUUUUCACAAUGUUUUGGGUGGUUGCCUACUUGUAAACAGAAAUGGGAAAGGAAUUGUCUUUCCCUUUGAUCCUUUUGUUAAAUGGCAAUUAUUUAAAAAAUAAUGGAUACUGCCAAUUCAUGCCCAUUCUGAAUACUUUUAGAAUAAUUCUGAAUGCCAAUUGUAAAUAAUGCUUAUUCAAAUCAGGACCAUGGUUGGGUUGAAUUCAAAUUUAAAUUCAGUCAUUUCAGGUUAUGAUUUGAAAUUAAAUUAAAAACACUAAUCUUGUUCUUUCCUUAUGAACAAUUAUGCAGUGCAACAAUAGACACUCAUGCUUAGUGCAAUGGUGCUUUCUUCAUUUUUGAAUAUGCAUACUGUAGGUUGCUGUUUUUCUUGUUUUACAAAUUUGAACAUACAUACAAGGUAUGUGGAGCUGCUGGUCAGUCUAUGAACCUGAAUUGUGUAAAAACAUACAUUUGAGUUUUCCGUCCGUGACAACAUACUGUACAAAAAUAGUACCCUGUGAGUUGAUUCCACUGUAGAAGAAAGUAUAGUCACAGUACAACCCACUGGGCCAUGGAUCUAUAACAUUUAAAAAAUGUUCACCUGUUACAAAAGGGUGUAUUAAAUUGACUUAUAGUAUUUCACCUUCAUCAUGCAAACAUUUGGAUUCAAACGUCAAACAUGAUACCUUUCAAAAUGUCAAACCAGAGAAGACUAUGUAUUUUUUUUAUUGUAUUUUAUUCAUUUCUUGUGUUGUUGGUUUUUAUGAAAUGGUUCAUAUACUGUGGUAUGUAAACUGAAUUUCCUUCUUAAGGGUUUGUAAUUGCUGUUGGGCACGUUUGUGCACUUGGCAGGCCAGCUAAAUUAUUUUAUUCACCAACCAAUAGCAGUGCAUACUAUAACAGUUGAAAAUUGGUUGAUGAUGUUUCUUGUCCUUCAAAAGGAAAUUCGUUACACAUUAUCCUGAUGAAUUGUUGAAUACUAGAAUGUAGUCUAAUUGAAUUCUGACACAAAGUAGCACAUUUUUCUGAACAGUACAUUCACACUACUUACAGUGCCUCCAGAAACUAUUGAAUUUUCCAACAUUUUUGUUGUGUUACAGCCUGCAUUUAAAAUGGGUUAAAUUUAGGUUUUGUGUCACACACAAUACCCAAUAAUGUCAAAGUGGAAUAAUGUUUUUAGAAAUGUUUACUAUUUCUUUUUUUCCAAUUGCAUGGGCUCACUCUGUGUGCAAUAACAGUGUUUAACAUGACUUUUUUAAUGACUACAUCCUCUCUGUACACCACACAUACAAUUUUCUGUAAGGUCCCUCAGUCGAGCAGUGAAUUGGAAACACAAACCAUGGAGUUUUCCCAAUACCUCGCAAAGAAGGGCACCUGGCAGGUGGUAGAUGGGUAGAAAAAAAUCUGACAUUGAAUAUCCCUUUGAGCAUGGUGAAGUUAUUAAUUACACUUUGGAUGGUGUAUCAAUACACUCAGUCACUACAAAGAUACAGGCUUCCUUCCUAACUCUGUUGCCAGAGAGGAAGAAAACCGGUCAGGGAUUUUACCAUGAUGCCAAUGGUGACUUUAAAACAGUUACAAGGUUGAAUGGCUGUGAUAGGAUAACAUGGAUAAACAACAUUGUAGUUACUCCACAAUACUAACCUAAUUGACAGAGUGAAAAUAAGGAAGCCUGUACAAAAUAAAAAUAUUCCAACAAGGCACUAAAGUAAUACUGUAAAAAAUGUGGCAAAGCAGUUCACUUUAGGUCCUGAAUACAAAGUGUUAUGUUUGGGGCAAAUCCAAUACAACACAUUACUAAGUACCCCUUUCCAUCUUUUCAAGCAUAGUGGUGGCUGCAUCGUGGUAUGGGUAUGCUUGCUUUAAGGACCGGGGAGUUUUUCAGGAUAAAAAAGAAACGUAACUGAACUAAGCAAAGGUUCAGUCUGCUUCCCAUCAGACACUGGCAGAUGACAAUAACCUAAAACAUAAAGCCAAAUCUACACUGGAGUUGCUUACCAAGAAGACAGUGAAUGUUCCUGACUGGCCGAGUUACAGUUUUGACUUAAAUCUAUGUCAAAAUCUAUGGCAAGACCUCAAAAUGGUUGUCUAGCAAUGAUUAACAACCAAUUUGACAGAGCUUGAAUACUUUUUAAAAGAAUAAUGGGAACAUGUUGCACAAUCCAGGUGUGGAAACUCUUAGAGACUUACAUAGAAAGACUCACAGCUGUAAUUGCUGCCAAAAGUGCUUCUACAAAGUAUUGACUCAGGGGUGUGAAUACUUAUGUAAAUUAGAUAUUUCUUUAUUUCAUUUUCAAUAAAUUAGCAAACAUUUCAUAAACCAUGUUUUCACUUUGUCAUUAAGUGGUACCGUGUGUAGAUGGAUGAGAAAAAAAAUCUAUUUAAUCAAUUUUGAAUUCUGUCUGUAACAGAAGAAAGGGUGGAAUAAGUCAUGGGUUAUAAAUACUGUAAUGAAGGCACUGUGUAAAUAUGUGUAUUUAAUUUGGUAAUGUUAGAUGUUCUAGUCUAGCUGACUACAACAGAAAUAUGUUAUUACACUGUCAUUACCUUUGUCUCUUCAUUGUAUGUCCAUUUCUGAAAAGUUACAUUACAUUUUAGCUCAACUUAGCUGAUGUUAGAAUUUCAUAACUUACUGAGUUAUAAUUUGUCACUAACAUGAACAGUCAUGAUAUAUGUUAAGCUUAGUCAAAGUGAUAACAUAAUUUAGUAAAGAACUACCCAGACACACUGUAGCAUAAAUUAUGAGUCAUUGAAUAAGAAAUCUCAGUUUACAGCUUCACCUAAGCACAACAUCCCUCCCAAAGCCCAUAAAUCUACUUGCUUUCAUGUUCCCUGAUGCCCAAUGAAAGAAACAUUCUGUGUAAAUGCUUGCUUUUUGAAAGAUGUUGAUAAGAAUUAAAGACUGAUGGGGAAGUCAUUUUGCGAUGGGAGAAAUGUACGUGAAUGAAUGCAUGAGAAAGAAUGGCACUAUUAUGAUUGAGUGGCUACAUUAGCCUUGGUGUCUGCAAGACAGUUAUACAAAAGGGACAUUAUGUAUGUAUUGUGAAAGUAUUAUGCUUUACGUACUUAAGAUGGUGGCCUAAGAAGGAGCACGAGACCGGGAGAUCCAUGCAGAGUUUGUUAGAUGAAGCAGUGCCAUGUUUGCACUUGCAAGGUGAUGGUGAUGAAAUAUGACAAGUAGACUGAGGUGAAAAGAACACGCUGUAGGCCCAAAAGCCUAUAAGUGUUUGGAAUAAAUGAAAUUGCAAGCUAA
Molecule: messenger RNA, 9495 nt
Organism: Oncorhynchus kisutch (coho salmon)
Lineage: Eukaryota; Metazoa; Chordata; Actinopteri; Salmoniformes; Salmonidae
Exons: 2
Coding region: 339-4931 (1530 amino acids)
Source: RefSeq, a predicted model, not a curated record